CGGGGCCUGCCGGGAAGGGGUCGGUCGGUUACCCGCCGGCCCGCGGCGGUCGUGAGCGGCUUCGCCAUGCAGAGCACGGACCUGGGCAACAAGGAGAGCGGCAAGAUAUGGCACCGCAAGCCCUCGCCGGCCACUCGAGACGGAAUUAUAGUGAACAUCAUACAUAGCACUUCUGAUUAUCAUCCAAAAGUUCUGCGAUUUUUGAAUGUGGCUUUUGAUGGCUCAGGAGAUUGUUUAAUUGCUGGGGACCAUCAAGGAAAUAUCUAUGUUUUUGACUUGCAUGGAAACAGGUUUAAUCUUGUUCAGCGAACAGCACAAGCUUGCACAGCUCUGGCCUUUAACCUUCGUAGACAGUCUGAAUUCCUUGUGGCAUUAGCAGAUUAUUCUAUUAAAUGUUUUGAUACAGUCACCAAGGAGCUGGUUAGCUGGAUGAGAGGGCAUGAGUCAUCAGUAUUCUCAAUAUCCGUGCAUGCAUCCGGGAGAUACGCCAUCACCACUUCUUCUGAUACAGCACAACUGUGGGACCUGGAUACCUUUCAGAGAAAAAGAAAAUUGAAUAUUCGCCAGUCUGUGGGUAUACAGAAGUCUUUCUGGCCACCUGGGAAUUCCGACCAGUUUAAAAUUGUUCCUGCCAGUCAUCCUGUGAUUGGCCCAGUUCUGUCACUCAGAGAUGGCCGAGUUCUGGCUGCUGGAGGCAAAUCAAACCAUCUUCAUUUGUGGUGCUUAGAAGCUACACAGCUCUUCAGAAUUAUCCAGAUGCCUACUAAAGUCAGAGCUAUUCGACAUCUGGAAUUUCUUCCUGACAGUUUCGAUGCUGGUUCAAAUCAGGUUCUUGGCGUGCUAAGUCAAGAUGGAAUUAUGAGAUUUGUCAAUAUACAGACUUGUAAACUUCUCUUUGAAAUCGGAAGCCUUGAUGAAGGAAUUAGCUCAUCAGUAAUUAGCCCACAUGGUCGGUACAUUGCAUCUAUUAUGGAAAAUGGGAGUCUGAACAUAUAUUCAGUUCAAGCUUUGACACAUGAAAUAAAUAAGCCGCCGCCUCCUCUAGUGAAAGUGAUUGAAGAUUUGCCUAAGAAUAGACUGAGUGCCAGUGAUCUUAAGAUGAAAGUAACAUCGGGCAGAGUGCAGCAGCCAGCGAGGUCUAGCGCAGGCAAAAUGCAGACUAGAGUACUGAAACAGGACCUGAUGGGCAAGUUUGAAAAUAAGGAGAACGAGUUGUCAUACGGAUUGAACACAAAGCGCUUGCACGUCUUAUUAAAAGGCUAUGGUGAAUAUCCAGCGAAGUACAGGAUGUUCAUUUGGCGCUCUUUGUUACAACUGCCUGAAAAUCAUACUGCGUUUAGUAGCCUAAUAGAUAAGGGUACUCAUGCGGCAUUUCUCAACCUUCAGAAAAAAUAUCCCAUCAAAAGUAGGAAACUACUCAGAGUGCUGCAGAGAACCCUAUCAGCCUUAGCGCACUGGUCUGCCAUCUUCAGUGACACACCAUAUGUUCCUCUCUUGGCAUUUCCGUUUGUAAAAUUAUUCCAGAAUAACCAACUUAUCUGUUUUGAAGUUGUUGCUACUCUCAUAAUCAAUUGGUGUCAGUACUGGUUUGAAUACUUUCCUAAUCCUCCUAUCAACAUUCUUAGUAUGAUAGAAAAUGUUCUGGCAUUUCAUGACAAGGAAUUACUACAGCACUUUAUAGAUCAUGAUGUAACUUCCCAGCUGUAUGCAUGGCCUCUUCUUGAAACUGUGUUCUCAGAGGUGCUAACAAGAGAGGAGUGGCUCAGGUUAUUUGACAACGUUUUUUCCAACCAUCCUUCCUUCCUUCUGAUGACUGUGGUGGCCUACAACAUGUGUUCCAGAGCACCUUUGCUCCACUGUGCCUUUAAGGACGAUUUUGAGUAUUUUUUUCACCAUCGGAAUAACCUGGAUAUAAGUGUUGUGAUUAAAGAAGCUUAUUGUCUCAUGGAGAACACACCUGCUAAUAUUCAUCCAGAAAGUGAGCUGGAAGCUUUUGUUGCACUGACAAAAGGGCAGUAUCCAGUAUUCAAUCAAUAUCCAAAGUUUAUUGUGGACUAUCAGACACAGGAACGAGAAAGAAUAAGAAAGGAUGAAUUGGAUUACUUGAGAGAGAGGCAGACAGUUGAAGACAUGCAAGCUGAAAUAGACCAGCAAAGAGUUGAAGAUGAAGCUUGGUACCAGAAACAAGAACUGCUUCGUAGAGCUGAAGAAACAAGAAGAGAAAUGCUCUUACGGGAGGAAGAGAAGAUGGUAGACCAAAGGCAGAGACUAGCUGCUGUGAGAAGAGAGCUGAAACUAAAGGAACUACAGUUACAGGAUGCUGCGAGGAGACGUUUCCUAAGGCUUCAACAAGAUCAGCGAGAGAUGGAACUGCGAAGACUGGAUGAUGAAAUUGAGAGAAAGGUAAAAAUGAGAGAUCAAGAAAUUGCUAGCGCAGCCAAGGACCUGGAAAUGAGACACCUGGAACUUGAAGCCCAAGCAAGACUCUGUGAGAAGUGGAAGCAAGCUGACGAGAAAGAGUUUCAUUUAAGAUCAGAGAAGAAAACUUCAGCCUCUUCAGAUGCAUCUAGAAGAGCGUUUCUAAAGCGCGAGACGAGCGCUGCUUUGGAGCGUGCUGUGCAUCCAUUUAUUCAAGCAGAAGCCUACCGGCUGCCAGAGGAACAGGUUGCCUCAAGCUGUCUCCCCAGAACUUCACACUUCAGUGACAUUUCUGAAGUGGAGUCCUCAGCACCGAUUUCCUUGAAUCGAAGAACAGAAUGGGACAGCAUGGAACAAAAUCUUAUCAAGAAGGUGAGAGCCCUUCGCCAGAGACUCGCGGCCCAGGCUCGGAGCAGAUGUCAGGCCCCCCACCUUGUGGCUGCGUAGCAGGUGUGUCCCCGCGGGAGACAGAGACAGGUUGUACCGGUUUGCAAUCAAUGACUCUGAUUUUUGUAUUAUUUAUAUUAAAUCUCUAUAAAGAUGGCCUUUUGUAUAGAAAAAUAAAAAUUAUGUGUUCUAAUUUUUACUUUUUAUCUU
Messenger RNA from Octodon degus (degu), 3015 nucleotides. RefSeq names its product TBC1 domain family member 31 (gene Tbc1d31). Gene Ontology annotation, molecular function: protein binding. The record is from RefSeq and is a predicted model, not a curated record. Gene Ontology annotation, cellular component: centrosome. Bases 67 to 2865 code for a protein of 932 amino acids. The transcript has 20 exons. NCBI's taxonomy places the organism in Eukaryota, Metazoa, Chordata, Mammalia, Rodentia, Octodontidae.